Molecule: messenger RNA, 1519 nt
Organism: Microplitis demolitor
Lineage: Eukaryota; Metazoa; Arthropoda; Insecta; Hymenoptera; Braconidae
Product: putative ankyrin repeat protein RF_0381
Exons: 2
Coding region: 230-1513 (427 amino acids)
Molecular function (GO): protein binding
Source: RefSeq, a predicted model, not a curated record
UAUGAAAGUAUAAGCUAAUACUUUGUACUUUGGUUAUUAAUAAAAAUUAAUAAAAGAUUUUAUAUAAAAAAUAUGAAAAAUAAUUUUAUCAUUAUAAUAAAAUUUAAAAAAAUACAAAAAGACAUUAUUAGAAAGCAAGUUCUGAAACAAUCAGAAAAAAAAGAAUAAAUUUACUUAAAUUUAUCAGGUCAUUGAUGACAGAAGAAGAGAAGUAAAUUUAACAAUAAAAAUGUCAGGUUAUGCAAGUGAGGAUGAAAUUCAAAAACUGAAAACCGCGAUUGCAAAAGGUAAUGAAGAUGAGGUACGUAAAUUUUUAAGCGGCUUCGAAGAAAAAGAUAAAAUAUUGUCAGCAAUAUUUAAGUGGAAUGAAGGCUACGAUUUUUUACGCGUGUCAUUGAAAGAAAAAUGGCGGGAAAUUGGAAUAUUGCUUUUAAACCACGGUGUCGAAGUAAAUAAAAUAAAUUGCAGACAAACUCACAACUCGCCUUUAUUCUGGGCAAUUAUAAACGAAAACAUUGAAAUAGUUCAGGUGAUAAUUGCCAAAGGAGCGAAUGUUAAUUACAAAAACUCUUCCGGUAAAUUGGCUAUUUUUGGGGCUGUUGAAAAAAACAACGAAGAGUUGGUUAAUUUAUUAUUAGCUCAAAAAGAUAUCGUCGUUAAUUCUAAAAAUAUAUCGGUGCCUCUUGAAGCCGCUGCUAAAGUUGGGAACCAAAAUAUAUUUGAUUCACUUGUUCAUCAGGGUGCGAAUGCCAAUACAAGUUACAGUCCUGGUGAAACUAUGUUCCAAAUUGCUGUCGAACGCGGGUACUUGAGUACAGUAAAAAAUCUUUUAAAUAAAUAUCCAAAUCUUCAUACAGACACUGAAAAUAAAAAUUUACUGGCGUCUGCAAUAAUUGGCUGCGGAGAUGAACACAAGCAAAUUGUAAAUCUUCUUACCGUUCACGGUUUUGUAGUUGAUUCUGAUUACAUAAAUGACAAUAAAUUACUUGCUGCUGCUGUUUACAAUAAGUAUUAUAAAAUAACUGAAGAUCUUUUAAAAUUAGGCGCUGCAGUUAAUGUUGUAAGCGAUUUUCACAGCAGUACACCUUUGACAAUAGCUUGUGAAAAAAAUUUUGAAGAUUUUGUUAAAUUAUUACUCAAGUAUGGAGCUGACGUAAAUCUUAAAGGCAAAUAUGAUAUUACUGCUUUAUAUGAGGCCGUCAGAAGUUCAUAUUUCGGAAUAACUAAACUACUUUUAGAUAACAACGCGACUUUUGGUGACAAAGAUUUUUUGUACACUGCGGUGUCAAACGCAUCAACAGAAAUCGUCAGAAUCCUACUCGAUCGCGGCGCUGGUAUAAACGAUAUAGAUUGCUAUGGUAGAUCAGCAUUACACCGGGUUUCAUAUAUCACUGAAUGGAAUAAAACUAAAGAAAGCGUCGAAAUAGCCAAGUUACUUUUAGCUAGAGGCGGUAAUUUAAAUUUUAAAAAAUCAAGAAGGCGAAACACCACUUGUUUGUGCUGUCAAAAAUGAAAGAAG